Molecule: messenger RNA, 789 nt
Organism: Podarcis raffonei (Aeolian wall lizard)
Lineage: Eukaryota; Metazoa; Chordata; Lepidosauria; Squamata; Lacertidae
Gene: PNPLA4
Product: patatin like phospholipase domain containing 4
Biological process (GO): triglyceride catabolic process; lipid homeostasis
Cellular component (GO): cytoplasm; membrane; lipid droplet
Molecular function (GO): triacylglycerol lipase activity
Source: RefSeq, a predicted model, not a curated record
AUGGGUGAGAAGCUACAUCUCUCUAUAGAUGUGACAUUCAGCACCCUAAUAUGUAUCUUUACUUGGAAAGCAAAAACGAAUCACCUCAGCUUCUUCUUUGCAGCUUGUGGGUUUCUAGAGGUAUACCACUUGGGGGCAGCAUAUGCUCUUUCCAAACAUGGCAAGAAAUUACUGGAGGUUGUGACGGCCUUUGCAGGAGCUUCUUCAGGAUCUGUGACUGCUACUGUUCUUUUAACAGUGCCCGAAAAUAUAGAGGAGUGUACCAAAAAUACCUAUGAAUUUGCAGAAGAUCCUAGAAAACUACACUUUGGACCACUAACACCAAGCUAUGACAUUCUAUUUUUCUGUAGGGGCUGCAUUGAUUCAAUUCUUCCUCCUAAUGCUCAUGAGAUAGCAGAAAAUCGGCUCUUUGUAUCAGUCACUAGUGCUAAAAAUGAAAAAAAUCAUUUGCUUUCAAAUUCUGCCUCCAGGGAGGAUCUUGUUAAGAACCAGGAUCCUGGGGCUCCACUUGAGCAGGAGAGUAGUACUGACCUGGUCACAGUUCGGAAGACGGGAGUUGGACAGACUCGGGAGGCGAACAACAAAAAGAGACAGAACAGGAGGAGAGAGCUAAAUCUCCCUCACUGGAACGUAUACAGCCUCUUAGUCCCAGGGCUAGAAGAUUGGAUAAGAGAACUUCGCAAGACUCCACCAGGCUCUUUUCCCACCAAGCCUGGAGAAGAUGGUAUCGCUAACCAGGAAGGAUAUGAUGAUGCCAUACAUUUUUCUACUAAAGGAAAAUUGGUUUGA